AUGAAGAUAUCUUGGCUUGACAUCUUUGAUCUCAACGCAGACGACGACUUGCAGCCCGACAACGCUUCGUCUGCCUCUUCGGAGGACGACAAACAUCCUGAACCCUCGACGUACUCGUUGCAUACCCUGCAGAAUCAGCCUGCAACUACAAAGCUAUCCCUCGGCAGCCGACUCGUCAGAGCUGCCCUAGGAGCGUCAUCCCCUCAGCCCCCGGUCGCUCAGAGACCGCCGCAACAGCAGCUAUCGCAGGCAGCACAGAAGAAGAAGAACCGCAUCUCCAUCGGCACCGAGAUCCACUUCUUCCCUGACGAGGUCCCGAUCUCACAGCAAGCGCAACCUGAAGAGGACUGGGAGCGCAUCGAAGCAUACCAAGCUAGGAGGAGCAUCGACCAGGUCCGCGAAGAGCCAGAGCUCGAAGCGGACGAGAUCAGUCAGCCAGCACAAGCUGCCGAAGUACCUGAGCAGAACGUGUUCGACUUCGAAAGGCCCUUGCGUAAAGUACAGUCAGAUCCAGCCUUCUGCCGCGCAUCUGCUGCCAGAGAAUCAGACACGGUCGAAGGCGAGAUGCCGCUCGACUCCAUCUUUGCACCUGCUCUUGUGGCAAAAACCACGGCGGCAGCACCUGUCGUGACCAGCAAUGGUGUUGCGCUCGGGUUGUCCUCACCCCACGCGAAUCGAUUUGCUGCUUACCUGCCUUCUCCUGCGGCAUCGCUAUCCUCAUCGGCCUCGUCUGUAUUCCAAGGCGCCCCUGUGAGCUUGACUCAGCAGACUCUCGACGAUGAGAAUUUGUCAGACAUGGAGGAAGAUCUCCUCCGUUUCACUGAUAAACCGUCUCUCUCUCACAAGUCAUCAUCGACCUCGAUCGCGACCGUGCGACCGUCGCAGGCUCAAUUGCAAGCGUCCCAGAGGUCAGUCGCGGACGACGGCAGCCUCCGUGCAAGCAAAGGCUUCUCAACAGCCUUGCUCGGUCUGUCCAAUCUGCCCGGCCUGAGCACACCACCCGUCUCGCCUGUCUUGCAGCAAUCAGAUGUCACCUCAGAGCAAGAGGACCAACCUUCCCAGGAAGCCGGUUCCAACUUGGCAGGCGCAUCUGGCUCGGGUGCGCUCGUCGGCCUUGGCCUGGAUCUCGAGCGGACUGCAUCUCCUCCGGAGCACAAUGCAGUCUCUGCCCCGCGUUCGCCGGCGAAAGCUCACGGUCGGCGCAAGACGGAAGAGCGAAGACGCGACAAGAGUAGGCGAAGGAGGCGGCAAGCGACGCAGGAAAGCUUCGACGGGCAGCCGCUGUAUACUUAUGAGCCUCAGCUAGUAUCACCACGUCGUCUGGCAUACGAGCCGCAGUACUACGACUCGCCAUCACGAUAUGCGUACCCGGAGCCGCAGUAUGACGAGACAAUGCUCGCGUACGGUCAAGAUCCGAAUCAACAGUAUUGGCAAGCGUAUGAACCAUCUUAUUACCCUCAGGAAGAGAUGUUCUAUUCCGCCAUGCCUCCGCCUCCAAUGCCGCGUAACGCGCCUCGGCCACAUCGUCAAGACUUCGAUCGAUACGUUCCACGCGAGCCAGUCGUCCGUCGUCGGGCGAGCGUUGACUUUUCGGACACGGAGAUGGGCAAGACGAGCGGUCGACGGCCGCAUGCUAGACGACAAGCGACUGCGCAAGGUGUCUUGCAAAGGCACGUCGAGGCGCAGAGCCACGCGCCCGAGAGGCCGCUGGCGUUGCAACCAUCGCCCGACAUCGUUCCGGCCGCUCAAGCAGAUCCGGCGGCCAGGGCGAGAGCACGCGAUGCACUGCGCGAACAAGCGUACGCUCGCUUGACGCAGCUAUCACGCACGAAUCGCCCGCAUGUCUCCUCACCCUUGUACGAUACGGACAAUGAUUCCACCUGUCCGGGAUCGUCCGUCAUUAAGCCAUUCGACCAAGCGACGUACAGCUCGAUGGAAGAAAUGCUUCAGCAGAUGGGCUUCAAGGAUUCGCAAGCCGCCAGUCCCAAAACGCAUAAGCAGACGACCUCCAUUUCGACCAUGGCAUCUCUGCCCACUUCGCCCAGGUCUCCAACGGGCGGUCAUACUCGUCGACAGUCGAUCCAGGACCCUACCAAUACGCCACCAUCCAGCGUUGGUAACGUUGGCGGAUUGAGCUAUCGCAAGGGUGAAGCAGCAGAUGCGAAGCGGCUCCGCAACCGUCCUUCGCUCAUGUCACUCGGCGGCAUCUUCUCACUACUCGGAGGCGUGCCCGAGGAAGACGCGCAAGAUUCCGGUGCUGCUCACCGUCGCAAAGUGCCGCAAACGAAGCCGCUUCUGCUCGUUGACACGUCAAUCACCGCCGUACCAAAGACGGGUCGCGAAGUCGAAUCAAUCGACCAGCUGAAGAUCUUGCGCACUUCGGAAUGGCUUCAGCACACCGUUGCAGCAUCUCAGGCAGCAAGGAAGCCAGACGGCUCUAGUCGUGAUGACGAAAUGCAUGCGCCGCCCGAGCGAAGAGGAAGUGGUCGGCUUUCAGCCCGUACAAAUUCUUCAGCGACGCUUGUCAGAUUGAGCGGUGAAGAAGACUCUCAAGACGAGCUGCUCGACAAAGGAGCAAUCAGCAUUGCUGCCUCGCCGCCUUUUGCUGCCCAUUCACAGGUCUACAAUGCCAAGAGCGCGACGGUCGUGCUCAGCUCAGGCCAUCAGACGAGCACACUCGAUGAUCCCAAACAGAUGGGCAGCGACUUCCUCCAUUUCUCACAAAUUGCGCGACCUGGUAUGGGCCGUCGGGAGUCUGUCGAAUCAACGCACGAGCUGCAUAAUCGACCUAGUGCGCCUCCAUCGCCAACAGCGAGCGAGCGAACAUCCUACCUUCUCAAGACACUGAGGCGUCAUGCGUCGGAAUCUGUCUUGCACCGACCGCCUCGAGCUACCGGGGCAUUAGAUAGCGACGACGAAGUGCCCACGAUCGAGACAGAUUCGCCUGGAGCGAGCAAGCCAUUGCGCACGGUUUCGCAGCCUCUGCCAAAAUUGCUGCGACGCGCAGCGACGUAUGCUCAUUUGCGCGAAGCAGCUCGCCCCUUGCUCAGACGCAACAGCGCACAAGGUCAGACAUCGCUGCCCAUUCUGCCGUCAGUCGCACGCGUCGUGUGUGAUACGACUCCCGCGACAGCAGAUUCUGCGGCCAGCGACACGACUUCCUUGUCAGAAGUGUCAUUCGAGGUAUCGCCCGAAAAGGAAUCUCAGGCGUCCUCGCACGCUUCGGUCGAUGGCGAGCCCGUGCCACCUCAGGAACAUCGCCUCAAAGCCAAGGACUCGCUUCAGAAUCUGCUUGCAAUGCCUUGCGUCACAGUGAGCAACACGUGGGCGCGCAAGAAUGUUCGCAAGACAAUCGCAACGCCGCCGCCCGUGAUCGUCAUCUCCAAGCCGGACACCGACGUCUGGACUGGCAAUAUCUGA
Messenger RNA from Mixia osmundae IAM 14324, 3420 nucleotides. RefSeq lists its product as uncharacterized. The coding region runs from base 1 to 3420 and encodes 1139 amino acids. Lineage: Eukaryota; Fungi; Basidiomycota; Mixiomycetes; Mixiales; Mixiaceae. The record is from RefSeq and is a predicted model, not a curated record. The transcript has 4 exons.